Amorphotheca resinae ATCC 22711 is the source of this 2090-nucleotide messenger RNA. RefSeq lists its product as hypothetical. The record is from RefSeq and is a predicted model, not a curated record. Bases 72 to 1862 code for a protein of 596 amino acids. NCBI's taxonomy places the organism in Eukaryota, Fungi, Ascomycota, Leotiomycetes, Helotiales, Amorphothecaceae. Gene Ontology annotation, biological process: regulation of DNA-templated transcription. Gene Ontology annotation, cellular component: nucleus. Gene Ontology annotation, molecular function: DNA-binding transcription factor activity, RNA polymerase II-specific; zinc ion binding; transcription cis-regulatory region binding. The transcript has 6 exons.
GGCCUCCUCCAAAAAGCGCUGUUUGUAUCGAGAUUCGAGAGAGAGAGAGGUUGGAUGGACCGUGAUACCAGAUGAUCAUGGCGGAAGCUGGGCAGACGAUAGAGCACUCGGAGGGUCGAGAGCGGGAGACUUCAUCAGGAGACCAGUCCCAGUCAACAACUCCUUCCGAGCCUCGGCUGAAACGCAAACCUCCAGCUUUCAAAGCUUGCAGCGAGUGCAGACAGCAAAAGCUCCGGUGCGAGGUCAUCAGCGAACCGGGCGAGGCCAAUCAGAGCUGCGCGCGCUGUCGAAAGUACAAGUUGCAGUGCAUCGUCGAUGACAAUUUCAAACGGGUCAAGAAGCGGGGGAAGUUUGAAGAGCUGCAGCGAGAAGUCGAGGAGCUCAGGAGAAGGCUUGCAAUCGCAGCACCGCAGGACGGCGAUCCGCUUCCUUACGUGCGGAGAGUCGAUGAUGGAGUUUCCACACAGAGCUACGAUGUAUCGGCAUCGGCACCGAGCAUGCAGCAAUUGGAGAAUAUCUCGCUCUCCGGUGAACGCGUUGCUCAUCUCUAUGACGAAUUCAUCAGGUUCUACCACCCAAUGUUACCACUCCUCAACCCUUAUCUAGGGCCCAAUCAUUUCUUUAACCUCUCUCCCCUCUUGGGAUGGACGAUCGUGAUGAUCGCAGCAAGGAGAUCGCAGCUUGAGCCAACGCUGCUGGCUGCACUCACAGCCCCUUUUGAGAACUUGCUCUGGACAACUAUCCGCAGUGCGCCGCAGUCAUAUCAUGUCGUAAAGCCUCUCUGCCUGCUGUGUACAUGGCCAUUGCCUACCGAUAGCAGCCCUGGCGACCCUACUUUCCUGCUCAAUGGUAUAAUGAUGCAGAUGGCUCUGAAGUGCGGCCUUCACAGACCUUCUUGUCCACCCGUCUUUGGGAGCCCUUCCACCGCCAACUCAGGUGCUGAAACGAGAGAUCGCUCUUUGACGUGGUGCGUGUGUAAUAUCGUGAUUCAAAGGGCGUCGAGUAUAAAUGGACAACCUUCAACAUCCAUAUAUAACUGGGCACUCGACACAGAUCAAGCAGUUGCCAACCCCUUGCACCUGCCAGACAGCUUGCUGGUGCAGAUGAGGAUCGAGAAGUUCUGUGACAAGGUCACGAGAUCACUAUACAGCGAGACCUUGGAUCCUGCUGGGAUCGUAGCGGAGAAGAAAAGCGCAACUCUCAUGAGUUUGCUUAGGAUGGAUUAUCAAGAACUGGAAUCAUCCUUGGUGAGCAGACUCUCCCCCAUCGACAAGCUGAACCUGCUCGCCGCCUCUCUCCACCUCCACUCCUUCGCUUUUUUCAUCCCCGAUACCUCUGCCGCCCACCGCUCUGAACUCGCGCACCUCUACCACUCCGCAACCAAUUUCAUCUCGGCCCUCCUCGAGCACGCCGCCCAAUCAAGCACCUUCGUCCACUACUGUCCCCAACAUCUCCAAUCCUUUCUCCUCUCCGCCUCUUGCACCCUCCUCCGACUCCUCCACAGCUCCUUCGCCACCCACCUCGACAUCUCGCAAGGCACCGCGCUCUUCCACUCCGCCCUCCUCUUCCUCCGCAAUACCAGUAUCAGCGGCCGCGACUCCGCCGCUCGCUCCGCCGAGGUUCUCUCCCGCAUGUGGCACGUCGCCGCCGCCGCCACCACCACUAGCACUGGCACCUAUCCCCUCGAGCUCCGCACUCGCUGCCGCAUGAGCAUCAGCCAUGUCAUCGACAGUCUCUGGCGAUGGCGCGAGAGCUGGCCGCUCGCUGUCCCGCGCGUAGGAGAAACCCAAACCCAUCCGGUAUCCGACGACGUAGCGAAGCUAUCGGAUUUUGAUCUGUUUAGUUCGCUGGACUGGGUUUGAUGAGAAGGGCGAAUGAAUGCAUUCGCGGCUGGAUCCUUGGAUUUUGUGGCUCGGAGACUGUUGUAAUAUUUUAUACGUACAUAGAUGUCUUGAGGAGGGUGCUUUCUGGCGUUCUGUAGAGGAUUUGAUUUGAUAUAAGGUGUGAGGGAUGAGGGAUCAGGGAUCUUAGAACGCUUUAUACUAUAUCAUACACAUACACAUACAACCCACAUUCUCAAAUACGUCAGC